AGGCGUAAAUCGAUUUCCCGCCUUCAGCCCCACGCCGGAGCAACCCACUACUUCCCCGGAUAAGAUAACAUCAUCGGCACUGACACAGGACGGGUCUGCAACCCGAACUCCUCCCAUCCUGGUCUCCAGCCAUGGCCACCGCCACCUCACCGCUCCUCUCCCUCUCUUCCCUCUCGGCCUCCCUCCCCUCCCCUUCCCGGGCACCCGCCUCCCUCUCCCUGCGCGCCAUCGCCCCACAGGCCCGCCUGUCGACCUCCUACGCCGCCUUCCCCAUCGGUGGGUUCGGAGCCUCGGCGUCGACGGGGAGGCUGAGGAGGAGGGGGCUGCAGGUGGUGUGUGCCGCCGAGCCGCCCAAGACUGGAAGACAGCCGGACUCGGUCAAGAAGAGGGAGCGUCAGAAUGACAGACACCGCAUCCGCAACCAUGCUCGCAAGGCCGAGAUGCGCACCCGGAUGAAGAAGGUUUUCAGAGCCCUUGAAAAGCUUAGAAAGAAAGCUGAUGCCCAACCUGAAGAAAUCAUUGAAAUAGAGAAAAUGAUCUCCGAGGCAUACAAAGCCAUCGACAAGACAGUGAAGGUUGGUGCCAUGCACAGGAAUACUGGAGACCAUCGCAAGUCCAGGCUUGCAAGGAGGAAGAAGGCCAUUGAGAUAAUCCGUGGUUGGUAUGUUCCUAAUGCCGAACCUGCUGCAACUGCCUAGUUUCUGGGGGAGUCGUCAUUGUGAAUUUGCAGCAGCUUUUCCUUCAUCACAUCUUGCCAAUUUUGGACAGCAUAUGUUAUUGAACGAACUCAAUAGACUGCCAGGUCUUCCCCAUGGCAAGUGUUCUGGUACUGGUUACUGUGUUUAUGUGCUCGCUAUGCAGUAGAAGCUCUGAAACAAUAUUGGGCCAUUGCUUGUCUUACAUUCCCUCUGUUGUAAAACUUCAAACUGAAAUAUACCUGUUGUAUGGUGUAUGCAGAUAUCUUCAGCUAGAGAUAAUAUGUUCAGUAUGAAUGCUUUCUCUCCUUA
Messenger RNA from Triticum aestivum (bread wheat), 1007 nucleotides. RefSeq names its product 30S ribosomal protein S20, chloroplastic. Gene Ontology annotation, biological process: translation. Gene Ontology annotation, molecular function: small ribosomal subunit rRNA binding; structural constituent of ribosome. Gene Ontology annotation, cellular component: ribosome; small ribosomal subunit. The coding region runs from base 132 to 698 and encodes 188 amino acids. The record is from RefSeq and is a predicted model, not a curated record. NCBI's taxonomy places the organism in Eukaryota, Viridiplantae, Streptophyta, Magnoliopsida, Poales, Poaceae. The transcript is spliced from 3 exons.